Exophiala xenobiotica is the source of this 1763-nucleotide messenger RNA. RefSeq lists its product as uncharacterized. Gene Ontology annotation, cellular component: cytoplasm; nucleus. The transcript has a single exon. Lineage: Eukaryota; Fungi; Ascomycota; Eurotiomycetes; Chaetothyriales; Herpotrichiellaceae. Bases 244 to 1041 code for a protein of 265 amino acids. The record is from RefSeq and is a predicted model, not a curated record.
CACAAGUACAACAAUUAUCUGGACAGCUACUCCAUAUAAACGCACCCAAUGCAUUAAUCAUCCUCUUCGGAUCUCGAGCACCGAUUCUCCUGUUGCAAUUCUAUAGAGACCGUCAUUAAGAAACUAUCCCAUCCUCGCCAUUCCUCCAUUUCAACCUUCAAAUCUACCAAGCCACCGGCACCACCUUUUUGUCACCUUGACCCGGUCGAUACCACAACCACUGCUCAUCAAAGGCGACCAAAAAUGUCGGAAUCCCAUAAUCCUCCACUGACCUACGAACCCUCCGCUUCCACACAUCCUAUCCGCUCCUCGACCCUCCCUCCCGAAGUCUCGCAAUGCCUUAAGAAUGCACGCUUCCUGCAUCUAGGAACCAUAUCCUUUGAUCCAGUCUCCUCCCAACCAACACCACACGUCAGUCUCAUGAACUACACCUUCCUCCCCAACUAUCUCGACCACGGCCCUGUAAUCAUAAUGACCACAUCUGCCCAGUCUAUCAAAACGCGCAACCUGACUUCGAACCCGAAAGUCUCCCUACUAGUACACGACUGGGUUAGUCACCGCCCACCAACCGCCUCCUCAGUCUCUGCGACAAGCGACCGCUCAGGCUCACCACCUGCAGCAGCGACUCGGUCCAGCCUGGCCAGUCUACUUCUCAACCUGAACACAUCAGCUCUAAGUUCCAUAUCGACAACUAUCACUGGUGAAGCUCGGUUUCUCGAACAAGGGAGCGACGAGGAGAAGUGGUGCAAGGAGACGCAUCUCGCGAACAAUACGUUCGGCGACCAGGCGAGGGAAGAGAUUGGCCUAUUUGGCGCACAGCAACAGUCGAAUGCGAACCCGGACGAGCCUGGUAGUUGUUACAUGGGGGCGGACGAUGUGAGGGUUGUCAUCGUGCCGAUUCGGGAGGGACGCAUAGCAGACUGGAAGGGCAGUGUUAAGGAUUGGGUCCUGGUCAACGAGGAUGCGCCAUCGAUAGGUGAAGAUGUCAGUACGAGAGGGCGAAGUAAUGGGCUGCCCUUGGUCAACGGAAUCAUGGAUUGAUGUCGUCGGCUUGGUCUUAACUGCAACUUCCGCCCAGAGCGGACGCCCAAAAAUCGACGCCGAGCCCAAACCACAUAUGCAGAGUGGAACACAUAUCGUGUGGCACUCUCACCGAUCUCAGGGCCAUCAGGUCUUCGGCCUACCUUCAGGACUGAAUAUUUCGAACUAUUGCGGAUUGCCACUUUCGUCAGAAUUCUAGGGAAGCACCAAUACCGAGCGACGGACGCCAAAAUGGAGUCAGAUUGCGCGCCACAGAUCUACCAAGGCGUGAUAUUUGCAGCUUAUUUCCCAUCAUUAGCCUAUUCUGGCCAUGUACUCACGCUCUAAAUCCGAGCCUCAAAAAACGCCUUUCAUCAAUACCUCUUGCUUUUCCAAAACGAGGCUAUAACUCAAAACAAUGCUAAAAUCAGAACCUGCUCGGACAGAAAUGGGAAUGAAAUCAGGCAAGGCGAGGACAGGGUAUGUACAUCAGAGGAGUCGGCGGGUGGAGGAGAAGGGCCUGGAUUUAGCGACAGGCGAGAGAUGAGAACCGGCAGUGGCAUUUCCUCACAUGACGGUACAUUUCGAGUCGUCUUUCGACUUGGCCGGCUUAACCUGGAGAGCGACUCUCGCAGCUUCUGUAAAAGCUUCAUUGACUCCGCGAUUUCGCAUUGCUGAGCACUCUACACCACAGUUAGCUUGAUCCUAGCAAAACUUGUAAACAAACAAGUCGAAUCAUGGCC